GAAGGCGGACUUGAGAGUGCAGCCAGAGGAGGGGCUGUUGAUGAAGAUGAAGAAGAUGCUGGUGGUGAUUGGGGUGAGGGACUUGACAUGGUCGAUGUUGAUGGAAUGGAGAACAGAGACAUCGAAGCCAUUUUGGCGGAAGCUGAAGGAGCGGAAGAAGAUAAUGAUGAAGAAGGUGGAUGGGGUGAACUUGAGGGCUUGGACCUCCCACCAGAGCUUGACACUCCUAAGGCCUCUGCUAAC
Brassica oleracea var. oleracea is the source of this 243-nucleotide messenger RNA. Its product is annotated as coatomer subunit alpha-2-like. The annotation marks the transcript as partial. The transcript has a single exon. Gene Ontology annotation, cellular component: COPI vesicle coat. Gene Ontology annotation, molecular function: structural molecule activity; protein binding. The record is from RefSeq and is a predicted model, not a curated record. Gene Ontology annotation, biological process: vesicle-mediated transport; intracellular protein transport. NCBI's taxonomy places the organism in Eukaryota, Viridiplantae, Streptophyta, Magnoliopsida, Brassicales, Brassicaceae.